AUGGAGAGCGACUGCCUCAAAAUGGACAGGGUAGCAGACAUGUUCGGCCAGGUAGACCUUGGCCAGCAAGAUGCUCCCGAUGGUGGUGCCCCAACACGCACAUCGACCGCCGCCACCCUGCCCGACGACUCCCCCGCCGGCCUCGUUGCCCGGUGGGCGGUCCUGAUUGCCGAGUACGAGGCCUUCCAGGACGCGCUGCGCAUCGGGGUCCAGCAGCCGCACUGGCCCGGUGUCCGACAGUACAUUUCCAUGCUGCACGCUGAAGCGCGGCAGACAGAAAGGCUGGCGGCCGGCGCCUUCGAGGACGAGCCCGAAAAGCGACGGGGCGAGAUGCGGCUGGCCGUGACGACCCUGGCGGCCAAGGAGGGCAUGUGGCGGGUGAUCAAGACGUGCCGGGGGGUGAUGGCUUUGGACAGGCGGUUCCCAAAGCCGCUACCGUCGUUGACGGUGGUAGCGGCCGCUGCGGCGGGGCCGCCCCAGGAAGGGACGCCGGAGCGCACGAAGUGGGUUCUGGCUUCACAGCAGCGCAGGAGACGGAUGUACGACGUAUCAGCGGACUCCGGCAGUCGCACGGAGGGCAUGUUUGUGAAUGCGGUCGUGGACAAUGGGCGGUCGUGGAUGCGGGUGUUAACGACAACAAAUGCGCAGCUUCUGGUUGAGAUGGCCGAAAACGGGUGGGAGUGGGGGUUGGCCGAGGGCGAAGAUGACGAGGAGCAGGGCGAUGAUGCUCUCGCGGACAUCUCCGACAUGUCGCUGGUCAUCCUGGCACUGGGCCUCAUCGAAGCUGCCCACGCCAAUUGCGUCCGGGGGGCGUAUCCUCGCAUUUACAUUCUCUUGACGCGGAUGGACGAGACGGUGGAGGACGACGGGACGGCAAGCCAGGAAGAGGUCGAGAAGAAGAAGCAAGAGUGUGCAGAAAUUGCCCGCUACUUGGGCAAAGUCCGUCGCGGUCUCACCGCACGGGCAGCACGUUUGCCUCCCGACAUUGACGACUGCCGCUUGCAGAUCGAGAUCCACAGCGCCCGCGACCCCCGGACGACAGCCCAGCCUCCGCCUGACCUGCAGGUCGCCCUGCAACGUCUGCUUCCCGACUUGUCGAACCGUCUCACGCCCACGCUCAACAUCGACACGUCGAUUCUGAUUACGCUCACGUCGGACAUUACGAACUCGUCGGUCGAGGUCAAAGACUGGCACCCCUGGCAGCGUGUCGACGAAAUCACGCGCGAGGCCAAGCGCCCGGGCGGCGUGCUGCGGAGUCUCAUGGAAGAUGCUCUGCGCGGUCGGCGUCUGGUGUGCACGCGGGAAGCGGCGCAGGCGUUCCGUGUCAUGGUCUACGACAUGGCACAACCCAGCGAGCAGGAGCGUGCUCGGGUGCUGUUGGGCGAGGGCGACAAAGCAGGUGCCGAUCGGCAGACGCUGGUCAACCGGUACCGGGAGCUCUCGGCGUACCCCGACGCCAUCCCAGAUGACCUGAUGCUUCCGGUUGUGGUGGAGACCAGGCCUUGGGGCCUGGACACGAUCAUGUCUGUGUCCGGCUUGCAGUCGCGUGACGCCACCCCGACGCUCGCGCAACCGCCGCGUCCAUCGCCCGCUCUUCCUGCCGUGGCGUCGACCAUCGCCAACGAGAUGAACGACACGCAUCCCACACUAUCCGUCUUCUUCUACGGCUGGGCCAUGUGCUACACGACAAUCACGACCAACCUGGCGGCCCGGAAUCGCAUCACGCGCUUGCUGGAAAGGCACCGCACCUCGAGCGCGGAGAAGGAUCCUCUGAUCUGGGUCUGUCGCACGGCUCGGAGUCUUAAUGCGACCAACCCGCGCGACGGACGAAAAGAAAACCUCAAGUGUGGGAAAAGAGGCCCAAGGUUGCGGAAAUGCAACGGUGCCGCGCCGAGUCAACAAGCAAGCCGACAAGCUUGA
Sporothrix brasiliensis 5110 is the source of this 1920-nucleotide messenger RNA. RefSeq lists its product as uncharacterized. NCBI's taxonomy places the organism in Eukaryota, Fungi, Ascomycota, Sordariomycetes, Ophiostomatales, Ophiostomataceae. The transcript has a single exon. Bases 1 to 1920 code for a protein of 639 amino acids. The record is from RefSeq and is a predicted model, not a curated record.